AAGCGGUUUUUUUUUUUUUUUGUUUUGAAUAAAUUAUAUAUUUGUUUUUAUAAUUUGUGGAACAUUGCACAAAUAUUUGGGAUUCCUCCUAAUACGUUAUCAACCAUUUUGAAAAACAAAGACAAACUUUUAGAACAAAAAGGUGACUAUAAUUUUAACUCCAAACGAAAAAGGAUUACAACUUGCGUCAAUAAUGAUGUUGAUCAAGCUAUACUUAAGUGGGUUACUACCGCACGUGAGAAAAAUCUUCCUCUCUCGGGAACCUUAAUCAGAGAAAAAGCUAAAGAAUUUGCGGUUGCUUUGGGUCGCGAAAAUUUUUCUGCUAGUGUAGGGUGGUUAGAUAAAUUUAAAAAAAGGCAUAAUAUCGCACAAAUGUCGAUUUGUGGAGAAAGUGCUUCAGCCGAUUUACAGUCUAGUGAAGAUUGGAAAAAAAACGAUUUGCCAGAUUUAAUCAUACAGUACCACGAAAACGAUAUUGUUAAUGCAGAUGAAACGAGCAUUUUUUUUAAAUGUUUACCCAAUAAAACAAUAGCCUUUAAAGGUCAAAAAUGCUUUGGUGGCAAAAACAGCAAGGAGAGAAUUACCGUUAUGGUUGCAAGCAAUAUGAGUGGUUCAGAAAAGUUGAAAUUGCUAGUUAUCGGCAAGUCAAAAAACCCACGUUGUUUUAAGGGUAUAAAAUCACUUGAUGUGGACUAUGAGUACAACAAAAAAGCGUGGAUGACAAGUGAAAUUUAUGAUAAGUGGCUCAAAAAUCUAGAUAAAGUCUUUGUUGCCCAAAAUAGGAAAAUACUACUGUUCGUUGACAAUUGUGCCGCAUAUGCUAAAAAUGUACAAGCAAAUUUAAAAAACAUUAAACUGCAAUAUUUUCCUCCUAAUUUGACGUCUGUUCUACAACCAAUGGACCAAGGGAUUAUUCAAAAUCUCAAGCAACAUUAUAGAAAACGAAUUGUGAUGAAAGUUUCUUCCAUAUGAACCAACUCCUACGACUGGGAUGAAGAAGACGAUCUUCCAUUGUCUGAAUUGAAACAAAUUUGGACCACAUAUCGAACGGCAAUGGGAACCGAUAAUGUGUCUUUUGAUGAUUACGUCGAUAUUGACGAUGGUGUGCAAACAAUGGGAUUCCCAACAGAUGAAGACAUUUUAGAUAGCGUCAUGGAAAAUCUAGUUCCUUUUGGAAAAGGUAAGUCUAAAGUAAAAUUUGUAAAAUGUAGCAUUGUUCAGCACAAAUAAUCUAUUGUUUCAGACUUAGAGGAGGAAGUCUCUAGUGAAAGCGAGGUUGAAACAACAACUGAAACUAUACCCACAUUUAAUCAAGCGUAUUCUGCUAUCCAGACCGUAAGAAAUUUUACUUCGUCAAAAGAAAAUGUUCCCAAUGCAGUACAUGCGUCAAUAAAUGUAGUAGAACAUUUUAUAGAGAAAUAGAAAUG
Molecule: messenger RNA, 1427 nt
Organism: Bactrocera dorsalis (oriental fruit fly)
Lineage: Eukaryota; Metazoa; Arthropoda; Insecta; Diptera; Tephritidae
Product: tigger transposable element-derived protein 4-like
Exons: 1
Cellular component (GO): nucleus
Molecular function (GO): DNA binding
Source: RefSeq, a predicted model, not a curated record